Messenger RNA from Gryllus bimaculatus (two-spotted cricket), 530 nucleotides. The record is from the annotation of a GenBank genome assembly. Lineage: Eukaryota; Metazoa; Arthropoda; Insecta; Orthoptera; Gryllidae.
CAGUACGACCUCGAGCUCACAGUUCGUCAUGAUGCAGAUCCGUAGUGCUUUUGUGCUUCAACUCGCUCUCGCUGCAGCCCUCACUUGGGCUCAGAUGACGACGGAAAAUCCUAUAAGCAAUAAUGACUGCGAAAGUCAAUACCCUGGAGUUAACAUUUCAGUUGUUGAAGAAAAUAUAGAAAAUCCGUCAAACGACGUGAAGUGUUUCAUGAAAUGUGAACUUGAAGAUCAACGUAUAAUGGACGAAAAUGGCCACCUAAACGAUACAGUCGUUAUUGGGAUGUUCGAAAACGAAAACUAUGAGCCAGAAUUUUGGAACGAAUUAAAAAAAUGUAUCGCCAUCGAUGAUCCUGAUCUAUGUAAUAAAGCCUACGUAUUUUACAACUGUGUUUUAGAAGCUAUUCGUAAGUUUGAACCAUCGGGCACUACUAUGGCGUCAUUAGUAAAUGAUAUUUAAGUAAGUUAACCAUUUGUGCUAGAAAGUACAAACUUUUUAGAAUAUGUUCUUUAAAAUAAAUAAAAAAUUUAAC